AUGAUGUUCACAAUUAUCAUGCCCGCGGUGGCCGCAAUCUUCCUCUCCUUCUCCCAGUGGGCGACGGCGGCAGGCCCUGCGAUCCUACCCUGCGAGGCGUCACAACCAGAGUUCCUCGUCUCCGACUGGACAGGCUCAUACACCGGCGACAGCGAGUCAUUCACAUUCUACCUCUCGUCCACCUUCGCCGACUACUACUCCGGCUGCAGCGGCAAGAUCAACGAGGGCGCGGCGGACAGCGGAGUCAGCUGGUGUCUGACGGUCAUCCCUGGCUUCAAUGUCUCAUUCACCAAGUCCGGCGACGAAAUGACCAUCAACCACGCCUACAAAUGCAGCUCGGCCGAUGGAGAGGUGUCAGCGAUGGCUACCGGUUCGGCUGUCCUUGACUUGUCCAGGACUGUCACGGCUCCCGACACCGGCAGGAUGAUUCUGGCUGGCGGAAAACAGACGAUCGCCGCGGCAACAGAGACGGUUUGA
This is a messenger RNA of Anthostomella pinea, 477 nucleotides long. The record is from the annotation of a GenBank genome assembly. Lineage: Eukaryota; Fungi; Ascomycota; Sordariomycetes; Xylariales; Xylariaceae.